UUUCUCGAAUCGACAAAAAUAAAAAAGCGAAGAACUUUAUUUUUUAUUCGAAUCAUUCUCGAUCCUUUUUCUUCCUCAUCAUCCUGCCAAAAAAUUCAGUCUUUUAAGAAGAGAAAGUGCGAAGAACCCAUUUGAAUUAUGCUUAUUUGCAACUUAAAUUCUCAAUCUUUCACCCCGAAAUUCUAAAAGUUGUCUAUUUUUAGUAAAAAUAAUUCCUUCUUCAAGUUGCAGAGAUUUAGUAAGUGAAAGGUUUUUUUUUCUUCAUUAAAAGAUGGUGUCACAUGAAGAGAACACAAGUAUUGUGGAAUGGUUUCUUGGUCCGCAUCCAUACACGUAUCCUCCUUAUGGCAUUGAGUUGAUUCAGGAGGAAGACGAAGCUCAUCAUCAUCAUCAGACCGGUGAAUAUUACAGAGAGUAUGAAGAUCAUCGUAGUAGCAGCGAUGUAGAUAACGAUGAGAUCAUUGCUCGAACACUCCAAGACGAUUUUUUGCAGCUUGAAAUCGCAGAAAGUAACGAUUUUUCAAACCAUCAUCAUCAACAACAACAACAACAUCAUCAUCAACAACAAGAAGGUUAUACUAACAACUAUAGCAAUACUAACGAAUAUGGUUGGAACGAUCAAUCCGCUGUGGAUUACUCUUCAGAAUGGGUAGGAAAUGAUAACGACCAAGAUGGGAGGAGCGAUGAUUCGGCUAAUAUCUUUUCGUGUUCAAGCCCGAGUGACACGGAUGAGUAUGUAUACUCGUGGGAAUCAGAUCAGUGUGAUGCUGAUGGUGAAUUCGGAAGGAGGUUGAAUCAGAUGGUCCCGAUUCCGUAUGUACCGAAAAUAAAUGGAGAGAUACCUCCGGAAGAAGAAGCAGUUUCAGAUCAUGAAAGACUUCGGAAUAGGUUAGAAAUGUUUGACUUUGCCGAGGUCAAAGUUCCUGGAGAUGGUAAUUGCCAGUUCCGUGCUUUGGCUGAUCAACUAUACAAAACCGCAGAUCGUCAUAAACACGUUAGGCGACAAAUUGUGAAACAGCUCAAAUCUCGUCCAGAUUCUUAUGAAGGAUACGUUCCUAUGGACUUCUCUGAGUAUCUAAAGAAGAUGUCUCGGAGCGGCGAGUGGGGCGAUCACGUUACAUUACAGGCAGCUGCAGAUGCGUAUCGGGUGAAAAUAGUAGUGCUAACAUCAUUCAAGAAUACAUGUUAUAUUGAAAUUCUUCCUACCUCUCAAGAAUCCAAAGGAGUAAUCUUCUUGAGCUUCUGGGCAGAGGUUCAUUACAACUCCAUCUACUUAAACAGAGAUACAUCUGCAACAGAGCUACAGAGGAGGAAAAAAUGGUGGCGUUUCGGGAACUAGACAGAGCAUGAAUCAUCAUUUUUAAGUUAUAUUUAAUAUUUAUUGACUUGAGAGAUAGAGACAGAGAGAGGAUGAACAAAGCUCACAGCUUCAAAGGCUUACAAUAAUAAUAGUAUUAUUUUGCAUGAAAGAGAGAAUUGUCUGCCAAAAACAGAAUUAACAAAUCAAAUAAAAUACGCAAUAUUUUCUUGUUAA
This is a messenger RNA of Eutrema salsugineum, 1534 nucleotides long. RefSeq lists its product as uncharacterized. The record is from RefSeq and is a predicted model, not a curated record. Gene Ontology annotation, molecular function: cysteine-type deubiquitinase activity. The transcript has 11 exons. Lineage: Eukaryota; Viridiplantae; Streptophyta; Magnoliopsida; Brassicales; Brassicaceae. The coding region runs from base 272 to 1339 and encodes 355 amino acids. Gene Ontology annotation, biological process: protein deubiquitination.